GUCUACACCCAGGAGUACUACCCCCGCUCCCUGCGAAGCCGGGCUUGCAAGGUCAGCCGGACAGCAGUCAUCCUGGUCGCUGUCGCCCUCGCUGCUAUCAUCUCCCUGCACUCCCUGCUUCGGCACUCGUACACCGAAUAUGCGCAAAUCACUGCCCCCUCUAACAUCACCAACUACUUUCACUGGCCUACGCAUGAGAUGACGACGAUAGUGGACGUACCGACGCACGAAACCUGGGUCAAUGGCACAAAACGAGCGAACGCGGUGCUCCUCAUGCUCGUGCGCAACUCCGAGCAGGAGAUGGCGAUGAACAGCAUCAAGGAGCUCGAGCACCGGUUCAACAAACGCUACGGGUAUCCCUGGGUGUUGCUGAACGAAGUCCCGUUCACCCAAGAGUUCAAAGAGCGAAUAAGCAGCGUGGUUGCAGGACCGGUCACGUUUGGACGAAUCCCCCACGAACACUGGUAUCAACCAGACUGGAUAGACGAGGAGGCGGCGACGGCGUCUCGCGAGAAGAUGGCUGCUGACGGCGUGAUCUAUGGAGGCAGUCUCUCAUAUCGCAAUAUGUGCAGAUUCAACUCAGGCUUCUUCUACAAACACCCUCUCAUGCAACCAUACAAGUGGUACUGGCGCGUAGAGCCAAACGUCCACUUCCAUUGCGACCUCGAUUAUGAUCCCUUCCUCUUCAUGGAGCAAAACAACAAGGUCUACGGGUUCACCAUUCAACUGACCGAAUGGCCAAUGACGAUCCCCACACUGUGGGAUGCCGUAAAAGAGUUUAUGCACGAGAACCCGCAGUACCUCCAUAAGAACAAUGCGCUGGAGUUCAUUUCGGACGACAAGGGGGAGUCCUACAACACCUGUCACUUCUGGAGCAAUUUCGAGAUCGCGAACAUGGACUUCUGGCGCGGCGAGGCGUAUAGCAAGUUCUUCGACCACCUCGAGUCUAAAGGCGGUUUCUACUACGAGCGGUGGGGCGACGCACCCGUGCACAGCAUCGGCGCGGCGCUGUUCGCACGCAAGGACCAAAUACACUGGUUCAAGGACAUCGGAUACGAGCACGAGCCAUUCCAGCACUGCCCGCUCGACGCCGAUGUGUACAAGGCGCAGAACUGCGAUUGCAAUCCGCCCUCGAGCUUCAUCUACGGCUCGCAAUGCUUCCCGAAGUGGGAGAACAUGUUCAAGUCAUGACACGUUCCUCUGGGCGUGGCCAGGAUGUACGACGACGUGGAGUGCGACGGCAGCGCGCGGAGCGCGUGAGCGCAGGACCGGCAGCGCGCUCUCCUUGCUCUAGGGUGCUAUCAUUUACCCGCGAUGGCGGUCUCUCGCCCAGGGCCCGGGGCGAGGGGAGGUGCGUAUCUACAAUUUUAGGUGUUUGUUAUUGUAGCUUGGACUGUGCAGUGUAAUAGCGUGGACGGCCGACUGCGGGGGUACGAUAUCUUGUGUCCGGCGUUGCGUGUAGAUAUACCCAUGUGUAGAUGCUGAUCGCAACAUGCGCGUGCCUGUCGACGACACUCGUGUAUAUACGUCGGCCUGUCCGUCCGGGUCCUAAUGUGAUGGUAAUGUGCUGUAGACGUCGGCCGAUGCGUGCGGAAGCUGGUAGUACAUUGUAAGCUGCGGGACUUCUCGACGUCUAUGGGGAUGCGCUACAGCCCAACCUGGAAUACACGAAGCGAGACACGAACGGGGUCACGGCAUGCGCGAACGUCUCCUUCGCCUGUUCAAACGCCUCGUCGGACUCAUGGCCGCCCAAGUCCAGUGACAGCUCCUCCAGCACUACCUCCCUACCCAGCAUGUGUCUCCUGUUCUCCAGAACAGACACCACCCGGGAAAGAAGCCCACCGUACCCACCAGCCGGGAGAGGGCCCGAAAGCUUGAGGCUCUGGAGCUCAGGGAGAACUGUGUUGUCCUCCAAUGAGGCCUGCGCAGGCGGCGAAUGGAGGGCGUCGAAUAUCUGCUCGAGAUGUGCCGUCUCCGUCUCCAUCGUCCCGGACAGUGCAACCGAGAGGGACCGGAGCACGGAGAAGCUCGUGAGCGCACUGCGCCAGUCGAGGUCUUUGACGGCCGCGGGCGAACAUUCG
Molecule: messenger RNA, 2081 nt
Organism: Trametes versicolor FP-101664 SS1
Lineage: Eukaryota; Fungi; Basidiomycota; Agaricomycetes; Polyporales; Polyporaceae
Product: alpha-1,2-mannosyltransferase
Exons: 12
Coding region: 199-1191 (330 amino acids)
Biological process (GO): protein N-linked glycosylation; cell wall mannoprotein biosynthetic process
Cellular component (GO): Golgi apparatus; membrane
Molecular function (GO): alpha-1,2-mannosyltransferase activity
Source: RefSeq, a predicted model, not a curated record